Molecule: messenger RNA, 3759 nt
Organism: Plasmodium reichenowi
Lineage: Eukaryota; Apicomplexa; Aconoidasida; Haemosporida; Plasmodiidae
Exons: 4
Coding region: 1-3759 (1252 amino acids)
Molecular function (GO): RNA binding
Source: RefSeq, a predicted model, not a curated record
AUGUGGGGAUUAGUAAAAAGCUCUUCAAAAAAGAAUAUAAAUAACGAAGAAAUAAAUAAUGAUGAAACAAUAGAUUAUGAUGAGGAAGGAGAAGAAGAAAAAAAAAAUGUUACGAAUAAUAUGAACGGUAAUACUAAUGUAGAUGAAACUAAAUAUGAAGAUACUUUAAAGGAUGAAAAAGGAAAUGUUAUGGAUGUUGAUAAAGAUGAUAUGGAAAAUACGGAAUGUAUAUUAAACUCAGAUGAAAUUAAUAAAAAGAUUGAAAGCGUACUAAAUAAUUUAUCUUCUGAUGAAGAAGAAGAAGGAGAAGUUGUUGAAGAUGAAAUACCUUAUGAACGUGUUAACGAAAAAAAUAAAGAAAAUAAAGAAAUAAUUUUAUUAAAUAUAUAUUUAGAACUAUCAAAUGAUCAUUUGGAAAUGUUAUUAAAAAUUUUUGGAACAGUUGAAAAAAUAUAUAUGGAUGAUAAUGAAGGUGUUCAUGCUAUAUAUACAUCUUUGUCAAGUGCAAAAAAAGCAAAAGAAUUUUUAGAUAAUUUAAAAAUAAAAAAUAGAAGAAUGCAAGUUAUAUAUGGGAAUUAUAAAAAGAAUUCUAAUAUGAAUCAUGUGGAUAAUAAAAGGAAUACAUAUAUAUAUAAUAUGAAUAAUGAAUAUAUAGAAGAGAAUAUAAAUAAUGAUCAUAUAUAUUUAAAUAAUUAUGUUAAUAAAGAUAGAAACAAUAAACAUGAAUUAUACUUUAAACAUUAUAAUGAUAAUUCAAAUAUUCUUUAUGAUCAUUUAGGUAAUCCUAUAAAGAAAAAUGUUGUCUUAUAUAAAAAUAAAAAAUAUUAUAUGAAUAAUAUGAAAAUUAAUAAUAAUUCCCCUUUAUAUAAAAAUCAUCAUAUGAAAGGUAAAAAUGUCUUACUGAAAAAUAAUAUGUUUGAUUCAUCAUUACCUAUGCAUUUAAAUAAUGAUUAUAUGAUGACAUCUGAUGGACAUAUUAAAAUAUCUGAAGUAAAUAAAGAAAAUAAUAAUGAUCAGCAGGAUAUACCUGACUAUUUUCAUCAUAGUAAUCAUUUUUCACAUAUCCCCCCUCCCCCUCCUCCAACAAGUUUAUACAACAACAAUAAUGAUAAUGAUAAUAAUAAUAAUAUUACUAAUAGUCAUAUGGGUGAAUACAAUGAUAACCAUAGUGAUGAGGAUAAUAAUAAUAAUAAUAAUAAUAAUAAUCUUUCUUAUAAUAAUAGUCGUGUAAAUACAAACAAUUCUUCUUAUCGAGGGAAAAAUAAUAAUAUGCAAAACGAAAAAAAUAAUUACAACAAAUUGAUAUACAAUAAAUAUGUAAAUGUACCAAAUGAUAAUAUAGGAAAUAAUUUAUUACAUUCUAAAUAUAAUAAUAAUAAUAAUAAUUUUGAAAUGUUUAAUACCAGUAAUUAUAAUUUUUCAUAUCAAAAAAAUAAUUUGUCUUCACACGAUUAUAAUAAUAAUAAUAAUUAUAGUAAAGGAUUAUAUUCAAAACAUAUCCCCCCCCCACCAUUUAAUGAGCAUAAUAAUUUCACAACCUUAUCCAUGUCCAAUAUUAAUAUGAAAAACAAAAAAGAAAAUAGUAAUUUUAUAAAUAGUCAUAAUGACAAUGAUAACAAAGAUAAUUCGCUUUAUAAUAUAAAUGAAUUUAUUGAAAUAAAUGAUAAUAAUCCUUUCAAUAUUCAUAGUGAACAUAUAAUGAAAGAUAAUUUCUUAUGGAUUACUAGAAAAGAAGAAAAAGUAUUAAAUUGGUCAACACAUUUAUCUAUAGAAGAAAACCAUUUAGAUUUUUUACAAUCUUUUAAUAUAUAUAAAUUAUAUAAUAGAUAUUUGUUAAUCACUAAUAUUCCUACAAAUUUAAGAGAUACUCAUAAAUUAAAAGAUUAUAUAAAUAACCUAUUAACAAUUGAUAAAAAAUAUAAUGCAUGUGUCGAUGUUAUCUUUUUCGAUGCUGUCAAAAAUAAUAACCAAACGUUAUUCUAUCAUGACGAUAUUAAUAAGGAUACUCAACAUGUACUACAAACCACACAAGAACAAAAGGAGGAAGAUCAUAUAAACAGUGAGCAAAAUAUAAAGCAAGAGGGAAACACAGAUGAGCAGGAACAUAUACAAAGUGAUCAUCAUGAUGAUAAAUCAAAUGGCAAUAAGGAGGAACCAGUAGAAUUAAAAGAAGAGGAAAUAACUCAAAAAGGUGGAAGAAUGAAAGGUCAAGAAAGGGCAAAGGCAGCUCCUCAAAAAUUAAGAAAAAUGAGAGGACGUGCUAAAACAAAAAAGGAAGAAAAAGAAGAAGAAAAAGAUGAAGAAAAAGAUGAAGAAAAAGAAGAAGAAAAAGAAGAAGAAAAAGAUGAAGAAAAAGAAGAAGAAAAAGAAGAAGAAAAAGAUGAAGAAAAAGAUGAAGAAAAAGAAGAAGAAAAAGAAAAACAAGAACAACCGGAGGGAGAACAGAAUGAUGACAAUAUAGAAAAUGAAAAAAACGAUCCUAAUGAUGACAGCCACAAUAAUGGUGUUUCAGAUUGGAUAGAUAAGAAGAACGAUGUGAAUAAAAAUGUGUAUGCACAUUUAACCUUUCGAACCAUAAAAAAUUGUACAGAAGCAAAAAAAAUUUUAGAAGAAAAGAAUUUUUUAGUAACUUAUACAUCACCACAUAAACCUAACAACUGUUUAUGGGUAGGAAAUAUAUUAAAAAAUUAUUUUUUUAACACAGCGAAUAUAUUAAAAACAAUGUUUAGUUAUUUUGGAGAGAUCAGAAAUAUUAAAUAUGUAAAUGAUAAGAAUUGUUUUUUUUUACAAUAUAAAAAUGUAGAAUCUGCAGUAAAUGCAAGAAAUCACAUGUUCGGUAUACAGAUAUCUAAAAGUACUAUUCUAAAUAUUGAUUUUUCCAUAUUAAACGAAUGGGAAAAUAAACAGAAAAUAAAUUUAUCAAGAAAACGGUUCUUAGAUAAUAACGAAACACAAGAUAGAUUAGAAAAUAAAUAUCAUAGAAAAAAUAAUCCUUAUGCUGAUUCCAAGACUAUGUCAUUAUUAAAAAGAAAUCGUUACAAAAAAGGAUAUGCAACAACAAAUAGUAACAAUUAUUAUAAUAAUAAAUAUGAUGAUCAUAACUCAAAAAAAAAGAUUCAUAAAGAUUCAAAUUAUCUAAUCGAUAAAAAAAAUAAUCGCACUAGAAAAAGCAAAUCAUAUAAAAGUUCGCAUCAUGAGAAAAGUGAUAAUCAGAGAAUUUUAAAAAGAAAAGCAGAUGAUCAUGAGCAUUAUAGAGAUAGUAAAAAGAAUAAGAGAGAUUAUUUAGAUGAUCAUAAACAUAAUUAUAAUGAUGAUAAUAUGUUUAAUGAUCAGUAUAAUAGUAUACAUACUGAUAUGGAACAUGAUAAUAGUCUAGAUGGGAAAAAAGAAAAAAUAAUCGCCUUUUAUGUUAAUCAGAAAUAUAAAUGUGAUUUUGUAGCAACCUUAUAUGAGGGAGAUCCAAAACUUAAAAUAUAUUCCAAAUUAAAUGUGGAAACAAAGAGUGACAUUAAAAAUUUGAAACAAAUAAAAAGUACAUGCACCAAUUAUGCCAUAUGGAAAUUAGGACCAACACCGAGCCAGACUAAGAAAUUUACUCACAUCUGUGAUCAUUUUAGUAAAAAGAAAAACAUUCCCGUUAUCAUAAAUAAGGAAUGUACAAUUUUUAUUGUCCCAAUAAAAGAGGAAUAUUUAAAAGAUUUACAAAUCGAAAAUAUGGAGUAUAUGUAUGCUUACGUUCUGGAGACAAAAAAAACUUAA